This is a messenger RNA of Acaromyces ingoldii, 815 nucleotides long. RefSeq lists its product as hypothetical. Bases 13 to 756 code for a protein of 247 amino acids. NCBI's taxonomy places the organism in Eukaryota, Fungi, Basidiomycota, Exobasidiomycetes, Exobasidiales, Cryptobasidiaceae. The record is from RefSeq and is a predicted model, not a curated record. The transcript is spliced from 3 exons.
AAGCUUUGCACGAUGCCUGUCCCCCCGGCUGACCUUUUCAACAACGCUUCCACAUCAACGGCUCCCACAACAGCCCUGGAGCUGGAUCUGGAGAAGCCGCUCACUGUCACUCGUGACUCUUUCCUGCAGGGCCAAAUCAAGGUCGACAAGGGGCUCCUCGAGCAAGAAGACGUCUACAUCGAAAUUACCCUGUGCCGCAACCACGAAAAGUGGAAUUACCGCCGCGACGGGCCGUCAUACCCAUAUUGGACGGUGGACCUGAAGAGUAAAGCCAUCAUCAAGACAUUGUGGAGGGCGAGAGAUGGAGUGUUGGUACAUUCGCAUCGGCCGCAAUUGAAGCACACGGCCGACGAAGGAUCUCGGCCGCUCGUUUCACCACUCGCACUUGCACCAUCAUGCCCUGACGAGGAGGACCCCGACUGCAGCAAGGCGCACUUUGCGCUGUUGCUCGACGGCGGAGCACUCGAGUGCGAAGAGCUGGAGCAUACCUGGACCAAGCCUGUGGAGCGGGAGAUCCUCGUUCUUUCCGUUUGCCUCCGUAAAGCAUCAGCUAGGCUCUCGAUGCUUGGUUGUGAUCAAGUGUGGAGCAACCUCUUCAAAGCAGGACAACGAGCGCGAAGCCAAGAUUUGCGACCGGUGAAGACAAAGUACAUCAACCGAGCACAGGCGAGGAGCGUCGUCUUCGUCCCCGCCAAAGCAUGUUGCGAUCAGCUGCCCACGCCCUACAGUCACUACCGACGAGACAUCUUGCUCUGAAAAGCACAGCUUCUUCUCUCUUAGCCACCGAUUCGCUUCCUGUUGUAACAAUACUAAGC